Messenger RNA from Geodia barretti, 831 nucleotides. Lineage: Eukaryota; Metazoa; Porifera; Demospongiae; Tetractinellida; Geodiidae. The record is from the annotation of a GenBank genome assembly.
AUGAUCGUAGUAACCGGAGCGGCCGGAAGGCUGGGACGCCGGGUGGUGCAGCUGCUGGUGGACCAAAACCAGGAAGUCCUGGCAACCGACCAAUUGGCUGCCGAUGACCUUCCGGCGAAGUUUGUGCCCUGCGAUCUCGGGGACGCCAGGGCAGUGGAAAGCCUUCUCAAGGACGCGGAAGCCGUCGUUCACCUGGGGGCCAUACCGGGGCCGUUGCGGGAAGACCCGCGGGUGAUUUUCGAAAAUAACGUGACCAGCACCUUCAACGUGAUGAUGUCAGCGGCAGAUCUGGGACUGCGGCGCGUGGUAUUUUCGUCCAGCGCCUUCGGCAUGGGCUGGGCCCACGACGGGAGCGCCUUCGUGCCGCUGUACCUGCCAUUGGACGAGGAGCAUACCAUGAUGCCCUUCGAGCCCUACGGCCUGUCCAAGCAGGUUGGCGAGGACAUCGGCCGGAUGAUCGCCCGCAAUUCGAACACCACCGUCGUCAGCCUGCGGUUCACCAAUGUGGCGCUCCCCGAAGUCCAGGCGGAGUUUCCCUGGCCGGCGCCCACGCCCGAGGAUCCCCUGACCUUGGUGAUGUGGGCCUACGCUGAUGCCAGGGACGUGGCCGACGCCCACGUGCUGGCGCUGGAUUCGGAAAUCGAAGAGUAUGAAGCUUUCAUGAUCGCCCAGCCCUCCAGUCGAUUCGCCGAGCCCACGAUUGACCUGGUCAAGAGCAACUUCGGCGACCGGGUGGAGAUACGGGACGGGCUGGACGGCACCGCCAGCGUGAUCAGCACGGAAAAGGCGCAGCGGCUGCUGGGCUGGCGGCCCCGCCACGACUGGCGGUAA